Lathyrus oleraceus (garden pea) is the source of this 3087-nucleotide messenger RNA. RefSeq lists its product as uncharacterized. Lineage: Eukaryota; Viridiplantae; Streptophyta; Magnoliopsida; Fabales; Fabaceae. The record is from RefSeq and is a predicted model, not a curated record. Gene Ontology annotation, biological process: proteolysis. The transcript is spliced from 5 exons. Gene Ontology annotation, molecular function: aspartic-type endopeptidase activity. The coding region runs from base 1 to 3087 and encodes 1028 amino acids.
AUGGAGCAACUUCAAGAGAACCAAGUUGUCCUUCAGGAAGAAGUAUCCCAAAUGCGGUCCCAAAUGCGGCAAUUGAUGGAAACUAUUCAAGCAGUCGCAAGAGGCCAGGAGGUUAUGGCAAAAAUGCAAGAAGAAAUGAAUCAACGUGCCAGUACUACCAAUCCUCCUACCCCUCAAACGGUCGAGAAUCCGACUCCAGUUCCUCAAGCUGAUCCUCCAAUUAACAUUAAUGCACCCGUCAGUGUUCCAAACGACAAUCCUCGUCCUCAUGCUCUUGAGACAGACAACCAACUUGAUGCAUUCUUCAGCCCAAGGAACGCUUCUCAGGAUGACGCCUUCGGUUCCGCAACCAACAAGGUGGAGAGGAAGGUAAAGGCUAUCGAGGAAAAGCUCAAGGCAAUGGGGAGCACUGACAUUUUGGGCCUCGAUGCGGCAGAAAUGAGCUUAGUACCUGGGGUCAUCAUUCCGGCCAAGUUCAAAGUUCCGGACUUUGAAAAAUAUAAGGGAAAUAGCGACCCUAGGACACACAUUAGGGCAUACUGCCGAAAGAUGGCUGCCUAUUCCAGCGAUGAUCAACUUCUAAUGCAUUUUUUCCAGGAUUCCCUCAGUGGGGCAUCUUUGGAUUGGUACAUGCAACUCGAGGGCAACCAUAUUCACACCUGGAGGGAAAUGGCUGAGGCAUUCCUCAAGCACUAUCAGUACAACACUGAUAUGGCACCUAAUCGCACGCAGUUGCAAAAUUUGACUCAGAGGUCUGAGGAGUCCUUCAAAGAGUAUGCCCAGCGGUGGAGGGAAUUAGCUGCUAGGGUACAACCCCCAUUGCUAGAAAGAGAACUGGUAGACAUGUUUAUGGGAAACUUGCAAGGUCCAUACCUUGAUAGAAUGGUAGGGAGUACCUCUUCAGGCUUUUCCGACCUGGUCUUAGCCGGUGAAAGGAUAGAAAAUAUGAUUAAAAUGGGAAAGAUCCAGAACUCUGCCAGUACUUCUAGUGCAUCAAAGAAACCUUUUGUUCCCUAUGGUAAAAAACGAGAAGGUGAGACCAAUGCUGCCUCCAUCAUUCGAACAAGAAAUCCCACUUAUCCACAAGUAGCUGCCAUAGCUCCCGUCCAACCAAGUCAACAACAACCAUUGGCAAUUCCUGUUCAAACUCAACAACAACAACCGGAGUUAGAACCCCCACCAGCGGUUCUUCCUCCCGGUUAUGAUGCAAAUGCCCAUUGUGAAUUUCAUUCUGGCGCUCCCGGGCAUUCGAUCGAGAAUUGUAAAGCAUUAAAGUACAAGGUUCAAGAUCUUAUUGACUCUAAGGCAAUCACGUUUGCCCCUAAGAGGCCGAAUGUGAAUAAUAACCCGAUGCCCCCUCACAAUAAUGCAUCGGUGAAUAUGAUGGAAGCUGACAAUGGGAGGAGAUUGAUGUCCUGUGUGGACGAGUUAAAAACACCACUCAUCGAGAUCAAGAAUGCUUUGAUGAAGAAUAAUACAUUUCCCAUCUGUGGUAAUGACUGUGAACAUUGUCUGAUUAACCCGCAACAAUGUAGAACAUUGAAGUCUGUCAUACAACAAUUAAUGAACCAAGGGAUCUUGGUGGUAGACUGCCCAUCCACAAACGAAGAUGUGUCUACCCUCGAGAUACCAUACAACGAAGUCCCUCCUCUGCAAAUUCCAUAUGAAUUCUCUCAGUUAACUCUGUCGACAAAUCCUAUUACUCCAAUCAUAAUAACAGUUCCCACACCAUUCCCAUAUGUUGACACCAAGGCAGUCCCUUGGAUGUAUGACACCUCAGUCUACAUUCAUGGUCAGAAGAUUCAAGAAGAACCCAUAAAGUCUAGUGACCCAAUGAUCAAUAUCACCGGCACUAGCGGAGUCACAAGAAGUGGAAGGAUAUUUGCACCGACACCCACUCCAAUUGGAACUAUCAAUCCUUCAACUUCAGACAAAGGCAAACAAAUUGAUGGCGCUCAACAAAGACAAGACCCCACACCUUCAAGUGAAGUAGACGAGUUCUUACGCAUCAUCAAGAAGAGCGAUUAUCGAGUAGUUGAUCAGCUUAACCAGACACCCUCUAAGAUCUCAAUGUUGUCUCUAUUGAUGUGCUCAGAGGCCCAUAGGGAGGCUUUGGUAAAGUUUCUAAGGACAGCUCACGUACCGCAAGAGAUAUCUGUUUGUCAGUUUGAAGGAGUAGUUAACAAUAUCGCUACUAGCUUAAGCUUAGUCCUAUCAAGAGUUUUGGUAGACACUGGGUCUUCCCUCAAUGUGAUGCCUAAGAGUUCCUUUGCUAAACUAACUAUUGAAGGACUCGUAAUGAAGCCGAGUGAGCUUAUAGUAAGAGCAUUUGAUGGGACUAGAAGGACUGUAAUCGCUGAUGAUAAGCUAGUUGUUGUCGAGGGUGAGGAGGACAUUAUGGUAAGUCACCUCGUAUCUUUCCGAUACGUUGAAGGAGAAGGGGAGAUAAGAGAAGUCCCAUUCCAAUCAUUCGAAGUUAUCAAUGUUGAAAUGGUUUGCCCAGCAAGGGAUGAAUCAAAAGAUGUCGAAUCUCCCAUGGCAUCUCUUAAAGACGCCCUGACAAUUAUAAAGGAUGGACACCCCCAAGGAUGGGGAAGAUCGCUUGAACUCCCUGCCAACAAGGACCGCACUGGUUUGGGAUACAACUCCCAGAAUUUGAAGAAGCCCGCGCCGAUAGCUACAAGGGGAUCAGUGCUCCCGCUGUCCGACAACUUCUCAAGUGCUGGUUACCUGGAUGACAAUCGUAUUUGUGCCGUGGAAGAAGAAGAAAAAGAAGAAGAAGAAGAUGAUGGCCUGAUCUUCACAAAGACUGAUGGAAAUGGUGCCACCAAAUGGACCGAGUUUGAAAUACCUAAAGUGACCUUGAUCGAAAUAUCAUCCUCGACAACCAUCAAUGACGAUUCUGCUACAGUCUCAUACGACUUUGACAACCCGAUUAAUCAAGCUGAUGAAGAGUGUGAGGAAGAGGCCGAACUCCCAGAAGAAUUGGCAAGGCUGCUCAAGCAAGAGGAAAAAGUCAUCCAGCCGCACGAAGAAUCAGUGGAAGUGAUUAACCUUGGGACAGAUGAGGAAGCGAAAGAAGUCUGA